Molecule: messenger RNA, 573 nt
Organism: Brettanomyces nanus
Lineage: Eukaryota; Fungi; Ascomycota; Pichiomycetes; Pichiales; Pichiaceae
Exons: 1
Coding region: 1-573 (190 amino acids)
Source: RefSeq, a predicted model, not a curated record
AUGAGCAGUCGGAAGCUGUUUACAGGAGCAUACAGAUACAGGUUAAAGCGAUUCUAUUCCAACUAUUCUGCACCACCGUCAUAUUUCCGUCAGGGAUCACCGCCUCAAACGUUUGAUGAAAUAAAACAAGGCAAUGCCAACAAUAGAGGCGGAUCUAAAUUCAAGGAAUAUGCCAAAAGUUUGGCCUUCCUAAGCAUAUCAGCAGCAUUAAUUUACGUUCUAGUCGAUUUAAGAGAGCAGCUAGCAAGGGCGAAGAAGCAGUUGAUACUGGUAAAAAAGAACCAAAAGGAGAUGAUUAUCCAGAUGCAGCAUUAUAAAAAAAAGAUGGCUAUGUCUGCCAUGAAAAGUACACAGAAGGAUACACUUAUAGAAGGAAAGAUGCAGAUGCAUAUAGCAUUAUUGCGGAAGCAGUUGAAGGAGAACGGAAUAGAUCCAGUUUCAAUAGACAAAGCGUUGAAGGAGUUCGAAGAUAAGGUAAGGAUGUCUACCACGAGUACCUCUGUGAAGCUAUGGGUGCCUGGAGAUUCUGAAUUGAAGGCCCUUAUUCCAGAUCCUUAUGAAUAUGGUAAAUAA